AUGUUUCAAAUGUUCUUUUCUGUUACAGGUAAAGAAGUAGUGGAAUAUAUAGCUGAGUACCUGUCCAAUAUCCGCUCCCGAAGAGUGCUUCCGGACGUGAAACCUGGCUACAUGAGGAAGUUGGUGCCUGAAAAUGCUCCAGAAAAAGGCGAAAAAUGGGAAAACAUAUUUUCCGACAUCGAGCGAGUAAUUAUGCCAGGAAUCACACAUUGGCAAAGUCCUCACAUGCACGCUUACUUCCCGGCUUUGAAUUCUUUCCCGGCUCUGUUGGCAGAAAUGAUUGCGGAUGCCAUUAAUUGUUUGGGAUUCACCUGGGCAUCUAGUCCCGCCUGCACUGAACUGGAAGCUAUCGUCAUGGAUUGGCUGGCCAAAAUGAUUGGUCUACCUUCAGAAUUCCAACAUCGCAGUCCCCAGACGAACGGUGGAGGUGUCAUACAGGGUACUGCGAGUGAAGCUACUUUUGUUGCACUUUUGGCCGCCCGUACUGAAGCUAUCCGACGUUAUAAACUUCUUCAUGGUUCUAUGGAAGAUUCCGAUAUAAACGGUCGCCUUGUUGCCUACUGCUCUGACCAGGCGCAUUCAUCUGUAGAGAAAGCAACUUUGAUUGGUUUGGUGAAACUAAGACUUCUUCCUACUGAUGAUCACCUAAGUUUGAGAGGAAAUACACUGGAAAUGGCAGUGAAAAAAGAUAAAGAAGCCGGUCUGAUCCCAUUUUUUGUGUGCGGCACUUUGGGAACCACUGGAGCUUGUGCGUUUGAUAACCUUCCCGAGCUGGGAGCCGUCUGUGUUGCCGAAUCAAUAUGGAUGCACGUGGAUGCUGCCUAUGCCGGAACGGCCUUUAUCUGUCCCGAGUUUCGAAAGUUUAUGGUUGGCAUCGAACACGCCCAUUCUUUGGCUUUCAAUGCCUCCAAGUGGAUGAUGGUGAACUUUGAAUGCACAGCAAUGUGGAUCAAAGACAGCACUUCCCUACAUCGAACAUUUAAUGUUGAUCCAUUGUAUUUGAAGCACGAAAAUUCGGGAGCAGCCAUUGAUUACAUGCAUUGGCAAAUUCCUCUCAGCAAAAGGUUUCGAGCCCUAAAAUUAUGGUUCGUCAUCCGAUCCUUCGGCGUGGAAGGUCUUCAGAAACACAUACGUCACGGAGUCAAGUUGGCCAUAUUGUUUGAGACCUUGAUGAAACACGAUGAAAGAUUUGAAAUCCCUGCCGAACGUCACCUGGGUAUGGUUGUUUUUAGACUGAAGGGUGAAAAUGAACUGACUGAACUCCUUCUGAAGUUGCUGAACAAAUCAGGCAAACUUCACAUGGUUCCAGCUUCUUUCAAGGGGAAAUACGUCAUAAGAUUCACGGUGACCUCACAGUACACCACGGAGGAAGACAUCCGAGGCGACUUCAAAACCAUCCAGGACACUUCUAGUGUUGUAUUGAGAGACUUGAGCUUACUAAUGAACAAAAGCAAAGAGGACGAACUCAUCCGGGACAUACCGGAAAUACCCGAAGAGAAAGCUAUAAUUACGUCAUCGGAGGAAACAAAGCUCGAACGAACGCUGUCAAUGAAAAGACGUGAUUUUGGAAUGAGUCUGAUUCUGAGUCAUGUACCCUGCUCACCAAAAUUCAUAAACGGUAGCUUUGCAGCAAUUUUUGAUAAUAAUGAAACCAUUUUGGAGUUUGCGCGUCACCUGACUAGUAGCGACAUCAAUGGCCGACCAAUUCGUCUGUCACCACGGCGCGGCGUCAAACUGAGGGAGCAGGCCAAGCAACACAGUUUGGACUUCAGCACUCUGAUUCCUGGUAGACGUAUGUCUACGGGAACAGCUAGAUUCAAGCAGGGUUCGCUGGACACCAAAGUUGACGACAUUCUCGACUCCACUCCAGACAACUACUACAGCAAUGGUUUCGACGAGGUUAAUGGGAAGAAAAACGACAAAGAAGAAGGAAAAGAAAAUAAAGACGAGGAGGAAGAACAAGAACUUGAUGCACAAAACCAACAGCAAGAAGAGCAGCAACAACAAAAACAACAGCUUCAGGUGCUGCAGCUGCAACAGAAUCAACUGCAUUCCGUAUUAGCUGCAUCGCAGGAGAAAGCCUCGUCUUUCCUCGAUAAAAUCAAGAAGCUGACACCGAAGAGGCUCACGGGUGAAACUGCUGCCAAUAACAACAGCUCCCCGGUUAAGAUGUCCAACGGUUUACAUAUGUGUCCUCAUUGUGGUAAAUCGAUUGUGUGAAAAGAAAACUGCAGCGGCGGCGGCGGCGGCGGAAAGAGCAAAUCCAGCCAAACAUAAAGUAAACCGACCAACCAGCAAGCCAACCGGAAUUGAGACAGAUUAAAGAGAGAUUGUUUUAUUGGAUUAUCAUUAAUAGUGUCUAGAUGGUUCUAUGUAAUUCUAAGGAAGUGAAAACUGGUGAAACUCCAUGAAAUAUCACACACGUACACACAACAAAAAGACAUUUAAAUAGAACAUUUUAAACAGAAACACGGUUAAAGCUAUAUAGGUAUAAAUGCGUGUGCGUACAUGUGUGUGUUUGCGUGUAUGUGUGAGUGCUCACGCGUGCAUAUAUGUUAUAUGUGUUUAGAUUACAAUUGUUGUCACGAAUAAAACAGUUUUGGUCCAUGACGUGGUACAGCGAAAUAUUGUGAUAUCAUGGUCGUAGCUAACUUAUUGUAACAUCACUAAGAGUUUCAUGUCUACAGUCAAAAAUCUUUGCUUAUAAAGAUGAUUAUCAGAUGAACACAAGGACUUCCCUGGUAUUGUACUGUCGGUUGCGGAUGUAAGUAAAAUAUAGUCUUUAAAUGAAGUGUAACUGCUUGCUUCUGAGAGGAAGAUCAACUCCUUUACGUUAGAUAUUUAAGUUUAUCAAUUCUAAAAUUUUUCCAAAUUUUAAAAUGUUUCAAAUAUAUGCUGUGUAUAUAUACGUGUGUGUAUGUAUAUGUGAUUGUGUAUAUAUAUGUGAGUGCGUAUGUAUAUGUAAGAGAGUAUUUAUAAUGCGUUUCAGCGCGGGAACCCAUUUAAUUUGUUUCCAGGAUAUUAAAAUGAAUUUCUUGAAGUGUCUGCAUUUGUUGCAACUGUUAAAUCUGACAUCUGAAUAAAUAGUCAUUACAUUUGUUAAGAUCCAUUCGUAUGAAAUACUUCUCAGUAUUGCACAAGCCACAGAUGCUUAUCCCGUUACUGUUUAGUUUGAAACGUUUAAGAAUUCUCUAGCUGUAUUUUGUUGUUUUCUUUUAUUUUUAGAUAUAGUUGGAUAGUUUGGUAAUAUUCCUUUUUCUCUAAAUUUCCGAAGAAAUACAUAUGAUUGUAAAACGAUAUUUGAAUGUAUCAUCCGACAUGCCAAAACAAUGUUUGCUCUCUGCAUGUAGGUCUUUGUUUUGUUAUGAUGACUCCGGUCUCGUAGAUAAUUGUCUCGACUUCUCACGGCUGGCUGAGAAAAACAUGAAUCCUUGCUUUUCUACAAUUUACUUUUAGUUGUUUAACUAGUUUCUAGAAAGAAUAUUUGUUAUGAUUAUUGAGCAGCUAUAUCUUAGUUCCUUUUUUUCCAUUAGAUAAUAUCCGGCAACAAUAGUUUGUUGGAAAAUGUUUACUGAUUAAGCUUAAAAUAUUUUUAGUUGUUUUGAAAGGGAUGUAGGGGUGAAAUAUACAUUAUCUGUGUGACAGCUUGCUGCUAGUACAUUCUUCGAAAUUGCUGGCCUUGUGCCAACAUUUGAAACUAUCAUAGGGGGAAACUAUAUAAAAGAUAUCUUUAUUUGAAGUUAGCAUAGAGAUGCUUCGAACUAAUAUUUAAAUUAGGCUUUUGAAGACAAUGGGCACACUGCUGGAAUCUUUGUUGAUGUCCUUCAAGGCUUAUAUUUAUUCGUAUUUAGAUUGAAUGUAAUAUCUAAGACGUUAACUAUGCUCAUAUUUUUGGAUAUUGUUAUUCUAAUACAGAAUUUACUGAAGGCGCUAAUUACAUAUUAUAUAUCAAACAUGUGAUAAAGCCAACCCAUCGUCACUAUACAGGCGUAUAUCUAUGAUCAUGAAUUUAUUCUUAAAUGUAUCCAGGUUGUAAUGACUAGUAACAUCAAACAUCUCUGCGAUACCAAGCAAACUCAUACGGGUAUUAAGUCGAUUAGUAGUGUCCAUUAUUUAAAACAAAGCAAGCUGGAGGUUUUGUCGAAUUAUAAGGCUUAUGUGGCUUUCUAUAUCUGGAUUUCUAUGUCAUUAUCAUUAUGGGUGUUGUAUGACUUGACAAAGCUUACAAAUCUACUGAGUAACAAUUUAGAGAUGAAGGAAUAAAACUAGACGAUGUCUAAUUGAGUAAAUGUGUACUCAUUUUUGAGAUCAGAGACGAAAUAAUCCAUGUGGUCUUUGAGAAUUUUAUACAGUUUGCGUUUAACCGCUGCAAUACUUAGUUCCCUGUGUUAUUACGAAUACGUAAACGAACAAACAACAUGAAAGCGUACACACGCAAUGUUUCUAAACUGCUUAGAAUUUGGUAAAAUUUGGAAAUUUACUGUAAAUAUUUUUAAUUUAAGGUUGGUAGCCAACCUCACUGAAAGACAUAGAUAAGUUCCUUAUACCAUAAUUUAGGCACAAAUUCAAUCAGAACUUAAUGUUACAGUAGCAAAGUAUAAUAUAUAUAUAUAUAUAUAUUAGAAAAAAAACACCUUUUAUCAAUUCAAGAGGA
Molecule: messenger RNA, 4654 nt
Organism: Octopus sinensis (East Asian common octopus)
Lineage: Eukaryota; Metazoa; Mollusca; Cephalopoda; Octopoda; Octopodidae
Product: histidine decarboxylase-like
Exons: 12
Coding region: 1-2220 (739 amino acids)
Biological process (GO): L-histidine catabolic process; histamine biosynthetic process
Molecular function (GO): pyridoxal phosphate binding; histidine decarboxylase activity
Source: RefSeq, a predicted model, not a curated record